Messenger RNA from Bemisia tabaci, 1799 nucleotides. It is a transcript of the gene TTLL1B, whose product is annotated as Tubulin tyrosine ligase-like 1B. Gene Ontology annotation, molecular function: tubulin-glutamic acid ligase activity; tubulin binding. Gene Ontology annotation, cellular component: ciliary basal body. Lineage: Eukaryota; Metazoa; Arthropoda; Insecta; Hemiptera; Aleyrodidae. The record is from RefSeq and is a predicted model, not a curated record. Gene Ontology annotation, biological process: protein polyglutamylation; microtubule cytoskeleton organization.
GAUGGCCUCUAAUGGAUCAGAGACAAGGAAACAGUUUUCUCUGGGAGAAAAUUCACUGAAUGUAAGGGGAACUUCAACUUCAAUGAAGUCACGAGUUUCUUACUGCACAGACCUUGAAAAAUUAGUUUUAACUGUUAAUUUUGAUAAGCGAGGAUGGGUUCGAGUCAACCCAGAUGAUGAUUGGAACAUCUAUUGGGCUAGUGUUCAGACUUGCAGAAAUUUGUUCAGUGUAGAUAGCGGCUACAGACUUCAUGAUAACCAAUGUAUCAACCAUUUUCCGAACCAUUAUGAACUAACAAGAAAAGAUCUGAUGGUGAAGAACAUUAAACGUUAUAGGAAAGAUUUGGAGCGGGAGGGCCAUCCAACAGCCAUCAGAAGCAAGCAAGGGAGAUACACUCAUUUGGAUAUUAUUCCCAUCACUUACAUCCUUCCUGCUGAUUAUAACAUGUUUGUGGAGGAGUUCCGAAAGAAUCCACACAGCACAUGGAUCAUCAAACCCAGCGGGAAAUCUCAAGGAGCUGGUAUAUUUUUGAUUAAUAAACUAUCAAAACUAAAGCGCUGGUCUAAGGAGAGCAAACCACCAUUUCAUCCUCAAAAUGGAAAAGAAUCGCACGUCAUUUCAAGGUACAUUGAGAACCCUUUACUGAUAGGCGGCAAAAAGUUUGAUCUGCGGAUGUAUGUUUUAGUGACUAUUUACCGACCUUUGAAGGCAUACUUGUACAAACAUGGAUUCUGUCGUUUUUGUGCAGUCCGAUAUGACAACAAUAAUCAUCAAGAUUUGGAGAACGUAUUUGUUCACCUGACAAAUAAUGCGAUUCAGAAAAAUGGGGAAGAUUACAACAAUGUGCACAGUGGUAAACUGAACAUGGAAAGUUUAAAGUUAUACUUAGAAACAACAUACGGAAAAUCUAGAACAGACUUCCUCUUCUUCAACAUAAAAUGGCUAAUUAUUCAUUCUCUGAAGGCUGUUAGCUCUGUCAUAGCUAAUGACCGCCAUUGUUUUGAAUGUUACGGUUACGACAUUAUCAUUGAUGAGGAGUUGAAGCCUUGGCUGAUUGAGGUGAAUGCAUCACCAUCACUGACAUUUACAACCGCUCACGAUCGGAUACUGAAGAGCAAAUUAAUCGAUGACAUUCUUUCUAUUGUCGUUCCACCUGACGGUAUACCUGAUGCUCGCUGGAGUAAACGACCGUCAGUGGAUGCAAUGGGAAACUUUCACUUGAUUGUGGACGAAGAAUAUGAUGAUCGCGGGAGCAACAAGAAAAUUAGAGAAAAGUACCAGGGAAGCCGAUGGCGAUAAAGUGACUGGUGGUCUCCUAUUUGUGGUCUUCAAAUGUCAAAGAAUCAAUCAAUUGCUGCCAAAAUCUGACAUGACGACGUUUUCAUCGAUCUAAGGACUUAGUUGAGCAAGAAUGCUUUCGGUUUUGACAUCGAAUAAUGAUACAAUAAUGAUAGAAUGAAAUUUCCAGAUGGGAAUGUAAUUCUAAGCAGUCGGAUAUUAAACAAUACAUUAAAUAUUAUCUCAUCAAAAUUUUGCAAAGAAUGAGAUGGACACAUCGAAAAAGUCGAAAUUCAAUUCAUAAAUGAGAAUUGGCCUUUCUUAUAAUUGGCUGAAUGAUUGUUGCCCCAUUAUUCUUUCUUUGUCAAGUGGUCUAAUCAUGAAGAAUAACAUUCCAUCGUUUCAAGAGAUAAGCCAUUGAAUUUUGUCACUGCCUAACCAAGAAUCAAGAUGAAUAUGAUUCUGUCACGAGUAACAAUCAAAAUGUCAAUAAAUUUCGCCAAUAAAACAUUAAUGAAAA